Linum trigynum is the source of this 2275-nucleotide messenger RNA. NCBI's taxonomy places the organism in Eukaryota, Viridiplantae, Streptophyta, Magnoliopsida, Malpighiales, Linaceae. The record is from the annotation of a GenBank genome assembly.
AUUAUGUCGUAAUUAGCCCGCCAUGUAUACUCAGACCCUCUUAUCGUUUGGCUCGGUUUCUAAUUGACUCACGUCCUUCUCAGUUUUUGUUAUUCGACAGAUAAACAUAUUGUAUUUUAUCAUCUCUAUUCUUGGAUAUCUAUGAAAAAAAAAAAUCAGUUAUUCGCAUUUCAUAAUAAACUAAAAAAAAAUCAUAAGUUCACAAAAAAUCAACUAAAAAAACGUAAAGUAAUAAUUUUGGUACGAAGGAAAAUCUGACCGUUAAAUCAGUUAGAGAUGAAGCUUUUGGUUCUCCUUGAUCCUCUUAUCCAUCUCUCAACCGGAAUUCACCACUACCCUCUUCCUCUCUCUCUCUCUCUCUCUCUCUCUGCUUAUCCGAUGUACCACUGAGCCAACUCGUCUCUCACUGACUCGACUGGUCCGACGCACCCAAUCAUGGCACUGUUCGGGCCACAGCAUCUGGAGCGAUUUGUCCUCACCAAGCAGCUCGGCUACUGCUGCACCGCCAGCUCCGGCGGCGGCAGUUUCUCCAUACCCACAUCCAACGUAUCGACCGUCUUCGGUGGUCGCCACCAUCAAUCCACCAAAACCCUUCACUGCCCCGCGAUCGCCAUCGACGCCCCUAAUUCUUCUUCUCUCGCCGAUGUUGCCGGCGUCAGGUGGGGGUUCACUUCUCUUCAGGGCGCCCGUGAGGAGAUGGAGGACGACAUCGUCAUUCGCUCCGACGAGGGAUUCUCCUUCGCCGCUGUUUUCGACGGCCAUGCCGGCUUCAAUUCCGUCAAGUUCCUCAGGGAUGAAUUGUUCAAGGAGUGUGUUGUGGCUUUACAAGGUGGGUCGCUAUUGGGCGGGAAAGACUUCGGCGCCAUUAGAGCGGCUCUUGAAGGGGCGUUCCAGAAUGCCGAUUCAAGACUGCUAAGUUGGCUCGAAACGAAUUACGGCGAGGAUGAGUCUGGUUCCACUGCAACUGUGGUGUUCAUUGCAAGUGACAUGCUCAUCAUUUCGCACAUCGGGGAUUCGACUGUGGUGUUGUCUCGUUCUGGUAAAGCAGAAGUGUUGACUGAUCCCCAUCGUCCCUAUGGAAACAACAAAACCUCCCUUCAAGAAAUCAGAAGGAUCAGAGAAGCAGGUGGAUGGAUAAACAAUGGGAGGAUUUGUGGGGACAUAGCUAUAUCGCGUGCAUUUGGUGAUAUUCGGUUCAAGACAAAGAAAAAAGAAAUGCUUCAGAAAGGAGUCCAGGAGGGGAGGUGGACAGAGAAGUUUGCUUCUCGAAUACAAUUCAAUGGAGACUUGGUAGUUGCAUCUCCAGAUACAUAUCAAGUGAGUUUGGGGUCAGAUGCAGAGUUUGUAGUAUUAGCAUCUGAUGGCUUGUGGGACUACAUGAACAGCUCAGAUGCAGUUCAAUUUGUUAGAGAUCGACUUAAGCAGCAUGGAAAUGUACAGCUAGCUUGCGAAGAACUUGCUAGCGCGGCUCUAGAUCGGCGUUCACAAGACAACAUCAGCAUCAUCAUUGCAGAUUUAGGGAAGACAGAUUGGCAAAGUAUACCACCACUCCAGCAGCAGAACUUUGUGUUUGAACUAGGCCAAGCUUUCGCUACGCUUGGCAUCGUCUCUCUCGGAAUAUGGAUGUCAUCAUCUCUGCUCUCCUUAUAGAUUAGACAAAAUCAUCGAAAAAAUGUGUAUAUAGAAAAGAUCGACUCCAAUCGACAUAGACUACUUGUACAUGUUUCGGUAACAUCCAAAUAAAUCGCAACUUUCUGUGGCAUGGAAAGUUUCAUACUUGCAGCCAUAGCUCUGUUGAAGUUGAAUUGGGAGUGUGAUGAUGGGAUGACAGUGUUGUGAGCUAUGGUAGGAUUCAUUUGCUGGGUCAUUUUCAUUAUGCUUUUUGGCAGUGGAUGUUCUUAGACUAGCUGCAGCCCACCAUAGACUUAUAGUGGGGAUGAAAGAGUUGAAAAUGAAUUGCAGCAGAAGCUACGUGGAUUUGUUAUGGUGGUGGCAGUUUCCUGACCUCUUUUUGUGCCAAGCAUAACAGUGGAAGGGGAAAAGAUAAGAGGCCUGGGUUUCAAAGUCGUAUUAAACUGAUACUUUUAUAUUAUUACAUCAUGUAGAGAUACAUCAAUUAACUAAUGUAAAUACAUAUAUUAUAUAGUGAUUUAGCUGCUUCUCUUAUUCUUAAUCUCGUAGUACAAAAGUAAUCAACAGUAAACAGCGGUAGUCAAUGAAGCAGCUGGGCCUAUCUGAAACGGCGAGCGCUAAUUAAUCAAUGAUGAUGAUCAUA